AUGGCAACACUGCAUGAUUUGGUUUAUUGCCACAGAGAGGAGUUUAAUAAAAAUGUGGCUGUGACCUAUGACGAUGGUGAAGGAAAAAAGCAUGUAAUUACUUAUAGUGAACUCUAUCAAGUUUCAAGAAAGGUGACAAAUAUUUUACAAAGCUGUAAUGCAGAAAAUGAAAUUGUUGGGGUCUGUGUUCAAAUGACAGAAGACAUUCCAGCUAUUUUACUUGGUAUUCUUCCAGUACCAGCAGCGUUUUAUUUUUUUGAACCAAAUCCUAUUGAAUUAAUUUCUCAGGCACUUCAGAAACUUUCAGUUGGUAUCUUGAUUGUUGAUAUGCAUUAUCUAAAGAAUUUGGAAUGUCUACUACAAACACUAGGAGAAGAAAGAUCUUAUGAGUUGCUGGAAUUUAAACUCAUCAUUAUAAAACUUAACAGAAUAACAAGAAAAAAGAAUUUUUCUGACCUUGCCUACUGUAUCACAACAUCAGGUAGCACUGGUAUCCCAAAGAUGGUGCAAGUACCUCAUAAGUGUAUAAUUCCUAAUAUCACUUAUCUCCGGGAUCAGUAUGGUGUGACCUCAGAUGAUGUGCUAUUUUUAGCUGCACCUUUGACAUUUGAUCCAAGCAUCAUAGACAUCUUUUUGUCAUUGAGUUCCGGUGCUAGACUUCUUAUCACAUCUCAUCAUAUCAAAGUCCAACCAAUGAAACUGUCAAAAAUGCUACAUGACUAUUAUCAUGUAACAAUCUUGCAAGUAACUCCAAGCCUAAUAUUUAGUUUUGGAACCAAGUUGUUAAAAGAAACAAUUCUGAGUAGUAUGUCCAGUUUGAGAAUUCUGGCAAUGGGCGGAGAAAAAUUUCCACCUGUUGAAGUCAUAAAACUGUGGAGAGCUGAUGGAAAUGGGACAAAGUUUUAUAAUUUGUACGGCCUUACUGAGAUUUCUUGUUGGUCCAGCUGCUAUGAAGUUAUUGAAGAAGAUUUUAGCUCAAAUGCUGACAUUCCAAUUGGCAAAGCAAUGUAUGGUACAUCUUUAGUAGUUUUUGAUGAACAUGGCCAAACCGUAACCAAUGGUCAUGGAUGGUUGCAUACAGGUGGUCCUAAUCGUGUAUGUGAAAUCAAUGAGAACACCACUUGUAAUAAUCUGUACAACACGGGUGACUGGGUGAAAGUGGAUGAAUUGGGAAAAAUAUUUUAUAUACAACGGAAAGAUGAGCAAAUCAAAAGAGCUGGAAAACGAUUAAAUCUCCAAGAAAUUGAUUCUAUUAUGUUAAAAGAACUGCCAUUUAUUGACAACUGCAAGGCGGCCUUUUCAGAUGGAAGACUGAUAUUACUGUACAAGUUAUCAGAAGAUGAAAAGUUAAUAAAUAAAACCGUAAUAGAAGAAAAAAUGAAGCAAACGUUGAAGAAAUUCCUUCCUUCUUAUUAUCAACCAGAUUAUCUAGUCAAAGUAGAUUUCUUUCCACUGAAUCAUCAUGGCAAGCUAAACGUUUUACCACUCAUUGAAAUGCUAAAAGAAAACAUAGUAAUGCACAAUUCAGUAGAAGAAGUUUUCUUGGAGUCUUGGAAGGUUUCAUUAAAUUUGUCUGAGGAUACUUUCAUUGAACCAUCUGCUAAUUUUGUAGCAGGAGGUGGUGAUUCUCUCAUGGCUGAAUUCAGUUGUCUUCUCUAA
Molecule: messenger RNA, 1659 nt
Organism: Acanthosepion pharaonis
Lineage: Eukaryota; Metazoa; Mollusca; Cephalopoda; Sepiida; Sepiidae
Source: the annotation of a GenBank genome assembly